AUGUCAUUCACAAACAAGCCCAACAUCACCAAGAAUCAUGAUGGGCAUCAACAGGUCAAAGACGAGAAAUUCAAAAGCUUUGCAUCUCUGACACAGUGGCCAUCAUACAAGACAUUAAUAAGGACAUUAGCUGACAUCAUGAUGCAGCAGAGGCACAAUGAAGAACAUUUCUGGAAAGUUCUUCCAAUCAAGAGUUCUAUCAGUGGUCAACAUGUUGCAACCAGUUCCUGGAAGGUUCUGCUGUUGUUGCUUCCUAUUGUUUUAUACAUGUUUAUUCAUGUGGCACCUCUUCAUCAUCAUCAACAUGAACACCAACUUGGAAUACUUUUUGUGUCAGCAGAAGAACCAACAUUUUCAUCAUCCAUGAGGAAUACACUCCUGCAACCAACCAUACAACCCAUGCAAACGAUACAACCUUCCAUGCAGCUUCAUCUUGAAAAGUACAUUCGAAAACAAGUUUGCUCGUCUUCGAAAAAGUCCACUGAAGAGUCAACUGCCAACAACAAUCAACCGUUGAUUUGUAUGCAGCAACAACAAGAAGAACCAAUACAACGACGUUCGUUUCACCCACCAACACUUGAUAGGAGUGGCACCUUAUCUGAACUCGUGUCAUCAUCAUCCAUGACCAAAUCUGACAGCAUUCAAGAACAACCACCAAUCACGAGUCAACACGAAACAGAACUCAUCAGCCCAACACCACUCGCUCUUCAUUCCUCUCUCGACAAUGCAGAGACUUCAAUCAUCUCUCCUUCAAGAUAUGUCUUUUACAACACGACCUAUUACUUUGGCUAUUUCACAAUUUCCUACUCGGUCUCCGGAGGGUCACCAGUUUAUUUCGGAACCGUUGCUACCAAUCAACUCUCCAGCAUGCCCAGUUCAUCCUCCUUCCGACAAAUUUCCACACUCACUUCCUACUACAAUUCCGAAUAUCGAUUGGCCGUUGGAGGUCAAGCAUCCUAUUUCGUUUGGUACAAUUAUCACUCGAGUUCGAGUGCCACUCUUCAACUCUACACCUUUACCUACAUUUACAAGAGUUAUUCCACCUCUUACUCGGUGAGCAUGACUCGUGGCGAUAUUGAAAUGUUUUACUGUUACAGUUGUGUGAGCGUUCCCAAUACUCGAUACAUUAUUUCAUUGAAAAGCACGACUGGCUCUCAACAAAAUGUCUCUGUCGGCUACACGUACGAUAAGACCCGCACACCAGAAUUUACUGCACCCACUCUCUUCAGUACGACCAAGGUGUUUUAUAUUAAUCCACUCGUGCCAUAUCCGGGAACACCUCCUCCAGUCUAUGCCUAUAUUGCGUGUUUGAGUAGUAAUGGAUGUUCGUUUGAAAUUACAUUGCGUAUGAGUGAUGAUUUACAAGACACGAUUAUUAUUGUGAUUGCUAGUGUGUUGGGAUCUCUCGUGUUGUGUACAUGUCUGAUUAUUGUGGUGAGUCUCGUGGUGUGUCGAGUCCGAAGAAACAAGCCUCCUACCAAUUCCUUAUUGGCCAAUGGAAAUACGAGCAAUAAUAACAAUACAACAACAGCUCAUAUUCCAAUGACUGAUAUGAAACCACCCAUUCCAGUUCAACAACAACCCAUCAUGGUUUCUACCAUUCCACCCAUCAAACAACCUCAAGUGAUCAUUCCACAGACAACCACGACAACACCUUCUUCUACGACAACAACAACAACUCAACCUCCUCCCCUCAAUACUACUUCAGGUCUACCUUAUUAUACCACCACAGCCAAUCCAUAUAAUACCAUGCCAAAUCCUCAACAACCUACAACCUAUUACGUUCCGACUCAACCUCCUCUAUAUUCUACUUUACCAACCUCUCAAUAUAGAACUCAAUCCUUUGUAAAUCCUCAACAACAACCACAAAUGAUGAUGGUCGGAAUGCCUCCUUCUCAACCCGUGAUGUAUCAUCAAUCUCCUCAGAUGUAUCAAACUCAACAACAACCCACACUUCCUCCUCAACAUCAGCAACAACAACCUUCAGGAGGUGUUCAAGGUUAUUCCCAUACAGGUACGAUUGGCGCUCCUUUACCAUCUUCUUCAUCUGCAAAUUUGCAUGCCAAUACCAACACAACCACUUCAACAACGAAUACAGCACAUAGUACUCUCAACACAACAACGGACACGGCAACUACAUCUUCCUCAGUCUUUAUUGAAACGUAUCGUGAAUCAGAUGCUUCCAAUAACGCGUCACUAAAGCAUCAAACUACAAGAUCUUCGAAUGCACAAGACUCGGAAGAUGAUCGUUCCUUACUGAAAGGAAGAUAUCGAGUGAUUGAAAAAGUUGGAAAGGGAACUUUUGGAGACUGUUAUCUGUGUCAUGAUAUCAAACGAAAUAAUCAAGCAGUGGCUGUAAAAUCAAUUCGUGUGGAUGACAAUGACAUGGAGAAGGUCAUUGAUGAAUGUUCCAAGACUCUCACUUUCAAACAUCCAAGAUUGGUCGAAGUGUACGAAUUAUUUAGAGCCAAAUCUCUCGAGUCGUUGUGCUUGGUCAUGAAAUUCUAUCAGAGUGACUUGGAAAAGUGUUUUAAGACUCAUGGAUUUUUCUCAGAGAAGGUCAUUGUGGAAUUGAUUCGUCAAAUUGGAGACGGUCUCGAUUAUUUACACAAUACCAAGAUGGUCUUGCAUAGAGACAUGAAACCAAAGAAUAUUUUCGUUGACAAGUUUGACCAACAAAGUCAGGAAAUUGAGGUUGUCAUUGGAGACUAUGGUGAAGCAAAGGAAAUGGGAGACACUACUAAUUCUGUUCGAGGAACCAUUAUUUACAUGUCUCCUGAAUGUCUGACAGGUCAGAAAUAUAGUUAUCCUUCUGACAUUUUCUCAACAGGAGUUUCGUUCUUCCAAUUAAUGACAGGAGAAACAUUUAGUAAUAUCGGUGUUGCAAGUCGAAUGUUGGGAGAAGCCGAAGACCAAGUUUUGAAUAGUUUGCGUGAGCAAUUAAGCAAGAAUCAACUCUAUCAUGAGCCUUUGAUUAAUUUUGUGUUGAGUAUGCUCAAGAAGGAUCCACAGAACAGACCAACUGCUGUGGACAUGAAGAAGUUUCACUUGUAA
This is a messenger RNA of Naegleria lovaniensis, 3054 nucleotides long. RefSeq lists its product as uncharacterized. The transcript has a single exon. Bases 1 to 3054 code for a protein of 1017 amino acids. Gene Ontology annotation, molecular function: protein kinase activity; ATP binding. Gene Ontology annotation, biological process: protein phosphorylation. NCBI's taxonomy places the organism in Eukaryota, Heterolobosea, Eutetramitea, Acrasida, Naegleriidae. The record is from RefSeq and is a predicted model, not a curated record.